GUAUAUCAAGGUUUAGAUAGAAGCUAGGAAGAUAGACAAUACUUUACAGAAGUCCCAAAUGAGCAUUUAAGCAAUAUAUGUAAAAUUGAGUUUCAGAUCCUAAAUCAGGCAUUCUAAAGUUCUGACAAAAGAAAAGUUCAAGUGAAAGGUAGCUAUGUGUGACACGAACACCAUCCACAUACACAUCCUCCAAGGUGUGAGCUACCUUUCUGUGUUUCUGGUGGGCCUGCUACUCAACAUGGCGUCUCUACGGGUCUUCUUCGUCAAACGGGCCACGUGGACGGACACACACAUCUACAUGCUGAACCUCGCAGCCGCCGACUGUGCCCUAAUCCUCUUCCUCCCUUUCCGCAUUUAUGAUGCCUUCCAGAGUCUGCCCAUAACACCCUUCUGCACGUUUCUCAUCUCAAUACAUUACAUCAACAUGUACGCCAGUAUCUUCACUGUCACCGCCAUCAGCGUCCACCGCUACCUGGCGGUCAAGUUCCCAUUCCAGACCAGAGCGUGGCGAUCAAAGAAGGUGGCUGUGGCAGUGUGUGGGGCCAUAUGGGUCACAGUAGUAAUGAUAUGUGGUGUGUUCAGUGAUGCCAACCAUCCCCAAAAACUAUUUGCAUGCUAUCAGAGAUGUAAAGAAAUCCCAUUGCCUGUUGGGUUCCUUGCGGUUCUAGAAGUGCUGGGGUACCUUCUCCCGCUCUUGAAUAUAGUGUUCUGUUCCACACAGACCAUAAUGGUUCUGCUGAAGGAGAAGGAUCAGGAAGAAACCACUGUGGAGAAGAGGAACAUCAUUGGCAUUAUAACAGCCAACCUGAUCGUCUUUGUGGUUUGCUACACCCCCAUCCAUCUUGGGUUUCUGCUGAGGUACCUGGCCAAAACAAACCACUGGGAAACGUUAGACUGGGAUGGUUUUUGGCAGGUUUGUGAAUGGAUCGCUACCACAAACUGCUUCUUGGAUUCCAUUAGUUAUUACUUUCUGUUGAAAAAGUUUUAUUCUAAAGCCAGUAGAUCAGCAGAAGUUGACAGAGGCUCAGAGAUGGCAUUAACCACCAAUCAAGCUAUGAACACACACACCUACCCCAAUAAUGAGUCAUCAUACCCCUCUCUGCCUCCAUGUAUUACACCGCCAGAAUAACGUCAUCAUGUUUUUUGACAACAUCUCUUGUAUUAAAAUCAUAU
Oncorhynchus keta (chum salmon) is the source of this 1173-nucleotide messenger RNA. Its product is annotated as G-protein coupled receptor 35-like. Gene Ontology annotation, cellular component: membrane. Gene Ontology annotation, biological process: phospholipase C-activating G protein-coupled receptor signaling pathway; positive regulation of Rho protein signal transduction. NCBI's taxonomy places the organism in Eukaryota, Metazoa, Chordata, Actinopteri, Salmoniformes, Salmonidae. The record is from RefSeq and is a predicted model, not a curated record. The transcript is spliced from 2 exons. Bases 155 to 1129 code for a protein of 324 amino acids. Gene Ontology annotation, molecular function: G protein-coupled receptor activity.